UCUCGCCUCUGCUUCGGGCUGUGUAGCUGCUGGACUGACUGGCUGUGACUGGGAGGAGGUGGGGUCUAACUACGGUGGUCGUGGGCUUGCCGACGUUUACGUGCGAAACGUGCAGACUGCCUACUACUGUUUCUUUUGCCAAAAACGAGGCACAGAACGACGAGGAGUUGUGUUCAGUAAGAAGGAAAGUCGCCCAUCUUUGAGGAUUCCCUGCCUCCCUGCCAGCGAAACACGUUCACCACUAUCGUUUUCCGCCAGAGAGUCCCAGCGACCACAACCGCCACCUCAGUCAACGUAACCGGCGGGAGCUGUGUGCGAUGAGGUCGCCCGCCAGGAGGGGUUUGGUUACGCUGAGAUAGUGCGGUUUUUUUGUUGAUAUCGUUACGGCAGUCAUUGCCUGCAGUUUGGGUCGACUUGUCGCCUGUGAAGCCUCAAAGCACAGCGAGCGUGUGACGAUAUACCCGACAGGAGAACAUCGCUGAACAUCCAUGAGCUCUGAUUUCCCACACUACAGUUCCAGGAUGCCAAAUAUAGGGUUCCAGAACCUUCCCCUUAACAUCUACAUCGUGGUGUUUGGGACAGCCAUCUUUGUCUUCAUCCUCAGCCUCCUCUUCUGCUGUUACUUAAUAAGGUUACGGCAUCAGGCACACAAGGAGCUAUAUGCAUACAAACAAGUCAUUCAGAAGGAAAAAGUCAAAGAGCUAAAUUUGCAUGAGAUAUGUGCAGUGUGCUUGGAGGAGUUCAAACAGAAAGACGAGCUGGGGAUCUGUCCUUGCAAACAUGCCUUUCAUAGGAAGUGCCUCAUAAAGUGGUUGGAGGUGAGGAAAGUGUGCCCGCUGUGCAACAUGCCCGUUUUGCAGCUCGCCCAACAGGCCAGCAGCACGGAGCCCGCCACGCCAGUACAGCAGCCCCUGCCCGGCAUCGAGAACCUGGUGUAGCAGAGCGAAGCCCCUCGCAAAACAGUACACAACAACAGACACACAAAAACACACAUCAU
Messenger RNA from Solea senegalensis (Senegalese sole), 997 nucleotides. It is a transcript of the gene rnf24, whose product is annotated as ring finger protein 24. The transcript has 6 exons. NCBI's taxonomy places the organism in Eukaryota, Metazoa, Chordata, Actinopteri, Pleuronectiformes, Soleidae. Gene Ontology annotation, molecular function: zinc ion binding; ubiquitin protein ligase activity. The coding region runs from base 489 to 938 and encodes 149 amino acids. Gene Ontology annotation, cellular component: endomembrane system. The record is from RefSeq and is a predicted model, not a curated record.